AUGCGGUUUGCUGUUUCUUCGUUGUAUAAUUAUUUGCUGUCAAUGACCCUUACCAUAUUAAGGGACGGCCCCAGAAUGACUUUGAAGAAUGGGUGGCUUGAGAGGAACUUGUUGGCAGCUUUAACAUUAAGCGUUAAAGAUGAAGAUGAAGAAGAUGAUGACUUGGAUGAAGAGGAGUGGGUAUUUGUUCUGUUUUUCUCUUGA
This is a messenger RNA of Prunus armeniaca (apricot), 204 nucleotides long. NCBI's taxonomy places the organism in Eukaryota, Viridiplantae, Streptophyta, Magnoliopsida, Rosales, Rosaceae. The record is from the annotation of a GenBank genome assembly.